AUGCAGCCUCCCUCACUAGUGCUUCCACAAUCCUCGAGCUCUUCUGCUACACCAACUAUAGCCUCUCGGCUCAAACCGCCAGCGGCGAGGGAUCCCUCGUUUCAACCUCCCGCGUACCCUCAUGCCAUCUCCCCAGGCUACCAGACUCCCCAUCCCCACAUUACCAUCGACCCGGUCAGCACCGCGCAUAUCCCCUCGUUGACUCGCAUCACGGGUCUCCUCCUACCCAUCCGCUAUCCAAACUCAUUCUACACGGCGACAAUCACCGACCCCGUCAUCGCAUCAGUCUCACGCGUCGCGGUCUACCAUGAUCAUCCCGUAGCCGCGGCACCGUCUACCACCCCGUCACCCGCCGCAUCGAGCUUAGGAGCAAGUACAGGGACAGACAAAGUCAUCGGCGGCAUUAGAUGCCGACUUGAACGCCUGCUCGCCACGGCCCUAGAGCCCGGAACGAGUUCUCAUUCGCAGAAGCCGGAGCCAACGAAUCUCUACAUUCAGACUCUCCAUCUGCUCUCCCCGUAUCGGGGCUGUGGUGUUGCGGCCUCCCUGCUCAAUGCUAUACUUUUCGCUUCUCCGCCUUCGCCUUCAUCCUCCUCAUCCUUUGCUUCUUAUAAUGUAUCAGAGCUGGUGAAACAUUACAACAUCCGCACUGUCACGGCGCAUGUCCAUGAAGCCAACGAGGAGGGUCUGAGGUGGUACAUUGCCCGAGGAUUUCAGGUAGAAGAGGGCCUGGUGGAGAACUACUACCGACGACUGAAGCCUUCUGGAGCGAGGAUCGUCAAACUGGCUCUGCAAUGGAAUGAUGAUGGUGACUCAGACGGUACCGCUCAGAGCAGCUCAGAGCAGACUCGUCCCGCCCAGAAUGAUGCCAAGGGCGAGGACGAAGAUGACGACUGGGAGAAAGUCGAGGCCGAGGAUAGCGAUGGCCCGGAUGCCCAUGGAGUUCGGCCGUUUACGGAGUCAAGGAUCCUGGAGGCGGAUGAUGGUCCCACAAGGAAACGGAAGGCGGACGAUGAGCCCCAGAGACAUUGA
This is a messenger RNA of Aspergillus thermomutatus, 1032 nucleotides long. Its product is annotated as GNAT family N-acetyltransferase. The record is from RefSeq and is a predicted model, not a curated record. The transcript has a single exon. Lineage: Eukaryota; Fungi; Ascomycota; Eurotiomycetes; Eurotiales; Aspergillaceae. Gene Ontology annotation, biological process: mitotic sister chromatid cohesion. Gene Ontology annotation, cellular component: NatA complex. The coding region runs from base 1 to 1032 and encodes 343 amino acids.